Rotaria socialis is the source of this 648-nucleotide messenger RNA. The record is from the annotation of a GenBank genome assembly. Lineage: Eukaryota; Metazoa; Rotifera; Eurotatoria; Philodinida; Philodinidae.
AUGGGUUGUACUGGAUCAACGGAGAAGAAAAAACGUAAAAACACAACACUAACAAGCUCUGAUGAUUCAUUCGGAUUACACAAUCGAGAUGUCGACGAAAUCAAAGUAGAGCUUUCUGAUGCCACUAUUAGUACGUUAUUAGAUGAAACAAAAUUUACACAAGAAGAAAUCAUUGAUUGGUGGCAUGGAUUUCUAGCGGAUUGUCCAUCAGGUCUAUUGGAUAAAGAUAAAUUUAUUGACGUUUAUCAAUAUAAAUAUCCAAGUGGAAAAGCAAAAGGAUUUUGUGAUCAUGUUUUUCGAACAUUUAAUCCAGACAAACGAACUCGUGCUAUCGAUUUCGAACGAUUUAUGUGCGCCAUAAAUGUGACUUUAAAGGGUACAUCAGAUGAGAAACUUAACUGGGCAUUUACAAUGUAUGAUAUCAAUGGUGAUCAACGUAUAUCGAAAAAAGAAAUGUUAAAUGUACUGGAGGCAAUGCUUGAUUUAUUAGGAAAAGAUAAGAAAGGUCCAAACAAUCCGCAAAAACAAGUCGAUAGAAUAUUUUUACGAAUUGACUCGAAUCAUGAUAAUUAUAUUAGCAAAGAAGAAUUUUUCUCAGGCUGUAGAGCGGAUGAAAAUAUUCGAGCAAUCCUUGCACCAUAUUAUUAA